AAGGCUUGUUCGUAUGGUCACGGCGGGAUAUAUGCUCCAUCUUCAUACUGGCGCACCCGUGACUCUGAAAACGCAAUCCAUCCAAAGUGCUCUACAGCCUAGCAAAUGCCACCAUGUCCAUGUCCUCCUAGCCCUACCAGCCUCAGACUUACAUCUAACGUUCUACCAUGCGUCAGGACAAAGGUUUAAGGUGGGCUUAAAGAUUAUUCACUAAAGGAGCUCAAAUUGCCCAACAGUGUAAGGUGGAGAUUCACUGAUUCAAAAUGCCUCCUGCUUCUCUUGUCGCCCACUUGCUACAUCAACAAACUUUAUUUGAUUUAACGAGAGCAUAGAUUCCUUCACACUCCAGGGGUGCCGAUUCCCCACUGCACUUUACUCUGAGCAUUAUGCAACCUUGGGAAUCCGUGGUCAUUCUCAUGGCGCUUUGUCGUACAUUGUAACAGUGGAGUUUGGAUUUGGAUACUAGUACUUUUAAAAGUCCGCUUUUUAGGGCAACUGGUGUUACUGGUGCAGGCAGCAUGAAAACCAGUGCCUUUCAUGGGCUAAAAGAACAAGGCAGGCGGUAAUGAGAGGUGUCCUCAUGCAGGUCUACGGGAAAGAGUCGGGUAGUAAGAGUAGUAAGAGCAGUAAGAGCAGGAGCAGGAGCAGAAGCAGAAGUAGGAGCAGGAGCAGGAGUAGGAGUCCCAAUGCAUCGGCAUCGCCCUCGCCUUCGCCGCCUGCGUCUCCGGGAAGGACAAGACGGGUGAAAUAUGCGCGAUGUAGCAGUGGCAAUAAGAGCAGCCGUAUGCAGCAGGUGGGCGGGGGAUUGGCAUCGGCAGUGCCAUUGCCACCUGCCAAAUUCAUGCAGAAGCUGGUGUGCUUGGUGGUGUCGCUUCUGUUGAAAAGGCAUGCAGUGUUGUUGGUGGCGCCGCUGGUCUACAUUUCGGGAAUGCUGCUCUACAUGGGCACCAUGUCAUUGGAGACGCCCGGAGUGGCCCAGCAGCCCACUUCCGGAUCGCACUAUCGCAGCCCUCUGGUUUUCCGCAAUCUCUGGCCUGCAAUGCAGGUUUAUCACAACAAUCUCUCUUCUGCCUCUGACGUGCUUAUGACAGCGUGGCAACAUCCCAGGCAGGGAGAAGAAUGGAUACCUUGUAUAAACCGUACAUUGAGUAGAGGAUUAGCACAUUCUACUGGUUAUAUAAUUAUUGAAGCAAAUGGUGGUCUGAAUCAGCAGCGCACAUCGAUCUGCAAUGCAGUAGCGCUGGCAGGCCUUCUGAAUGCAACUCUUGUGAUUCCCAAGUUCCACUUUAACAGUAUUUGGCAAGAUCCCAGCAAGUUUGGAGACAUAUAUGACGAGGAACAUUUUAUAAGAACUUUGAGAGACGAUGUAAGGAUAGUGAGAGAGCUCCCACAAGAUUUAAUGGAGAGGUUUGACUACAAUACAAGCAAUAUCUUAAAUUUCAGGAUUAAGGCUUGGUCUUCUGUCGACUACUACUUGCAAAAGGUUCUUCCCAAAUUACUUGAUACUGGUGUGAUCCGGAUAUCUCCCUUUGCAAAUCGAUUGGCAUCAGAGGUCCCAUCCAACAUACAGCGUCUCCGAUGUUUGGCUAAUUAUGAAGCAUUAAAAUUUUCUGAGCCCAUUGCUUCACUUGCAGAAAAGUUAGUAAAGCGCAUGACCAGGGCAAGCUCCAAGCAUAAUGGGAAGUUUAUAUCUGUUCAUCUUCGGUUUGAAGAGGACAUGGUAGCUUUCUCAUGCUGUGUUUAUGAUGGAGGAGAGGCAGAGAAGCUUGAAAUGAAUGCUGCACGUGAAAGAGGAUGGAAGGGCAAAUUCAAUAGAAAGGGUCGCGUCAUUAGGCCUGGGAUGAACAGGAAGAAUGGGAAAUGUCCUCUUUCUCCAUUGGAGGUAGGCAUGAUGCUUAGAGGCAUGGGCUUUAAUAAUAACACAUCAAUAUAUUUAGCAUCUGGAAGAAUAUACAAGGCAGAGAAAAACAUGGCUGCACUCCAACAGAUGUUUCCCCUGUUACAAACGAAGGAAACACUUGCAUCUCCAGAAGAACUGGCCGCAUUUAAGGAGUACUCCUCAAGGAUGGCUGCAUUAGACUAUACAGUUUGCUUGCACAGUGAAGUUUUUGUUACUACCCAAGGAGGCAACUUUCCACAUUUUUUGAUGGGUCAAAGGAGAUAUCUUUUUAGAGGGCAUGCUAAGACAAUCAAGCCAAACAAACGCAAAUUGGCCCUACUUUUUGAUAAUCCAAAGAUAAAAUGGGAGACUUUUAAGCGGCAAAUGCAAACAAUGCACCGCCAAAGUGAUAUUAAAGGUAUUGCACUCAGAAAGGUCAAUGGGUCGAUAUAUAACUUCCCCAUGCCAGAUUGUAUGUGUCACCAGAAUGAGGGAAAACUCAGUGGCACCAACACCUGAAUCUGCACCUAAGGAGGCAGGAUUUUCUUUCAACAUUCUGAAACUCUAUUGGAGGGUGCUCAUGACCUUCUAAUCUACUUGACUGAGUACAAUAAUCUUUUUGUAUUAAUACCGCGCAAUUCAAAUGGUCUGUACUCAAGUGAAAUUCACAUUGUGUGCAAGUCAGCAAUGCUUCAGAUUUAUUGUCUAGGAUUGGACUAGAGUGGAUUGGAUCUAUGAUUUAGUAUCUAGUUGACAGUUUACGUUGUAAAUCAUGUCAUUAUUUCCUGGUUGUACUUGUUCUAAGCAUUCAGAGUCCCCAAGAAAGAUGUCUAGAAGGGAAGCUGUAUAUUAUGAUUGUACAAUUUUAAUGAAACAGGAAUUGAUCACAUUUGUCAAAUGUCUGGUCCAUUUGUAAAACUGAAAUGGAGGAAGAGUACAAAGCCACAAGGUUGACAGGUAGUUUUCUUCACAUUGUAAUAUUUGGCUCAAAUUGUCGAGAAGAGAGAAGCUUGCUUCUUAGUCUUCCGAAACCCUUUCCUUCGCCGAGCGAUAAGCAUUUGAUCAAAUCCAAUUGGAUGGCUUAGACAGACCAUGCAAGCAUUGUGUAGGUCUCAGGCCAAGGGAAGAGGUCUAUAUUAUUGAUUAAGUGAUCUAAAAGCAUUCAAGUUAUAUUUGAUCAGGUGUUCGGCCAUUCCAGUCUAUUGCGCAACCCAUCUCCGAUAGGCAGGUGACCAUUGUUUGGAGAUUGCCAAUAAAAGUUGGUUUUUUAUGAAGUCCACAA
Messenger RNA from Cryptomeria japonica (Japanese cedar), 3161 nucleotides. Its product is annotated as O-fucosyltransferase 10. The record is from RefSeq and is a predicted model, not a curated record. NCBI's taxonomy places the organism in Eukaryota, Viridiplantae, Streptophyta, Pinopsida, Cupressales, Cupressaceae. The transcript is spliced from 10 exons. Bases 566 to 2398 code for a protein of 610 amino acids.